AUGUGGCGCGACCGCACCAACCUCUUCAUCUCCUACCGCCAGUCGUACUCGCACCACCCUGCCAAGCGGAAGCCACUCUAUGGCGGCCCCUCGAAUGGCUUCGCCGACAAUGCCGCCCUUAACGACGAGCGCCGCGGGCUCAUGUCCGCCUACGACGAUCCGAACGACGGCGAUGCCGUCAUCGAGAUGGACGUGCUGCCGCCGCGCUGGCUGGACAUUCAGGACGAGGUCACGGAAAAGCUGCAGGACAUAUCCGGGCAGACGAAGCGCCUCGAUCAGCUACACCAGAAGCACGUACUGCCGGGAUUCGACGAUGACGACGUCAAGAAGCGCGAGGAGCGCGAGAUAGAGCGCCUUACGCAAGAGAUAACCCGGGGCUACCAGAGCUGCCAGAAUGCGAUCAAGCGUGUCGAUGCCAUGCUGCGCGAGAGCGCUCAGCGCGAGGGCGGCACUAGCAAGGGCGAGGAGGUUAUGGCACGGAACCUCAAAGUCUCCUUGGCCUCGCGUGUCGGCGACUCCAGCGCAGCUUUCCGCAAAAAGCAGUCGGCCUACUUGAGGAAACUUCGCACCCUCGGCGGCCUAUCCUCACCCUCACGUACCAAUUCACCCGGCCCUCAGAACCCAUACACCGAUCCUUCCCUUCAGGAAUCCUACGACGAUACUUCUCUGUCCCGCGCCACUCUCCAACAAACCGCUCAAGUCCGUUCCCAUGUCCGUAAAGACGCCAAUGAGGCAAUCAUUGCGCAGCGUGAACGGGAGAUCGACGAGAUUGCAAAGGGCAUCAUCGACCUUGCCUCGAUAUUCCAAGAGUUACAAACCAUGAUCAUUGAUCAAGGCAGCAUGCUGGAUCGCAUAGACUACAACGUAGAACGCAUGACCACGGACGUCAAAGCUGCGGACAAAGAGCUCACGGUAGCAACGAACUACCAAAAGCGGACAGUCAAGCGGAAAGCGAUGCUUCUGCUUGUCAUCUUAAUUGUCGGGGCCUUCAUUCUUCUCGGAUUGAAGAUGGGCACUCGGAGCGGUAGUACCAGCGCGAGUCCACCGCCCGUUGUUCCGCCUUCGCAACCGGAACCACCAGUCGCACCGGAUCCGCCAUCCGAACCAGACACGCCCGCAGAACGUCUCGGCGUAAUUGACGGCAGGACAGUGCUGAGACGCGGCGUAGGCGCACCCGACGGGAGAAGCAGAGAACGGUUGCGCCGGCGCAAGCGCAAACUACGGCAGACGGUUGAUGAUGUCAUGGCAUUGUUGUGA
Messenger RNA from Diplodia corticola, 1257 nucleotides. RefSeq names its product snare complex subunit. The transcript has 3 exons. NCBI's taxonomy places the organism in Eukaryota, Fungi, Ascomycota, Dothideomycetes, Botryosphaeriales, Botryosphaeriaceae. The record is from RefSeq and is a predicted model, not a curated record. Gene Ontology annotation, molecular function: SNAP receptor activity; SNARE binding. Bases 1 to 1257 code for a protein of 418 amino acids. Gene Ontology annotation, biological process: vesicle-mediated transport; intracellular protein transport; vesicle fusion. Gene Ontology annotation, cellular component: endomembrane system; SNARE complex; membrane.